This is a messenger RNA of Xenopus laevis (African clawed frog), 4143 nucleotides long. RefSeq names its product gastrula zinc finger protein XlCGF57.1-like. The record is from RefSeq and is a predicted model, not a curated record. The transcript is spliced from 5 exons. NCBI's taxonomy places the organism in Eukaryota, Metazoa, Chordata, Amphibia, Anura, Pipidae. Bases 618 to 2096 code for a protein of 492 amino acids.
GAAGUUUAAUAAAUAACCCCUAUAAUAUGUUUUUUAAAAGACAGUUUUUAGGUGAUGCUUCCCUUUAGUUCAGUAAUAAUUAUGGUUGUUUUUAUUUCCUGGCCAAAGACUGAACUGGUUCUUAAGAGCAGCAGGGGUGAGACUGAAAUGAAUCACAGACGAGCCUUCUGUAUAAUGAGCUUCUCUAUGUGCACUGACACUGCUGGGGGGAGGGACAUGUUUGUUUAUACAGAACUCAUUAUUCUUCUGAUUAACAGUGGGGGAGGGGCAAAAGUUAACACUAAACUGGCACACAAAAGCCAUAGCAUAAUGCUGGGGAUUAUAUAAAGUGCUUUAAAUCUGCCCACCAAUAAUAUGGCAGUGACACCCUGAGGAAGAGAAAGUGUCUGUAUCUUAUUGGUCUGGUAAGAUGGGUGGAGCCCAAACACAGGUUAGAGGCGGGGCUAAAGCAAGCCAGCACUUCCACACACACAGCCCAGGAAGUGCUGAGAUCUGAGAAUACGGAAUACGACCGACUGGGAAUUGUCCGCUGCUGCUGCCUGUAACUCCCUGCAACUCCCUGACAUUCCCAUCCCCUGUACUCACAUCUCCAGCCUCAUCUACUGGGUUCUCCAGAGAUGGAAACAAGGAGGUUAGAGGGGAAAUGGGAGAAUGAAGAGCCGGACACUGAGGAUCCUCUGACAACAGAAAUGGAUUUUGUUCCCCGGGCUGCUUCUCCAGAGGCAGAACCAGAAUUAUUCUAUUUACGGAUUGAAAAAGUAUUGCUGGUUUGUGAAGAUUAUCUGGAAAGUUCCGCUUUUUCACUCACUGAUGGGGAAAUUUGCUGGAAUGAUGAAAGGAAUGCACAGAUAGCAGAAUACCAAGAUUCAUCUGAAGAUCUGGAUAUGGUCAGGAAACACUUACAGGGUGCUGGAAAUUUCACUGGGCCUGUGUAUGAAAGUACAGAGACCUACUCCCAAUAUCAGUCCAACGCUGAGUAUGAACACUGCUCUGCAAGCUCCAACCCAUCUGGGUUCCUCUGUUCUAAGUGCGGAGUGAGAUUCUCUGUGAGCAGAGACCUUCUGACUCAUCUGUGUGGCUGGAGUGGGAUGAACAAUACCAGCAGAUAUAAUGAUUUGUAUGAGGAGGCAAAACCUUUUAGCAGCACGUUGAAUGACAUGCACAUCGGUGUGUCAAUGGACCAGCAGCCUUGCAUUGUCGAGAAAAGCUUUAUCUGUACAGAAUGCGGGAAAAAUUUCUCUCCAAAAGUCCACCCUCAAAGUCACCAGAGACUCCAUGCAGAGGAGAAACCAUUCGCCUGCACUGAAUGCGGGGAAAGUUUUUCUUUUGAGAUUGCUCUUUCGAGACAUCAGAUGAUCCACACGGGAAUAAAACCAUUGCAGUUUACCAAGUGUGGUGAAUGCUUAUCUCUGAAUUAUCACUUGACUGACAUCGAGGAGAAGCCAUUCACAUGCACAGAAUGUGGGCUACUAUUCUUUGAAAAGAACGAUCUUGCCAGCCACUACAAAACUCAUUUACGGUCCAACUAUGUGAAAAGAAUGCACCAAAGGGGCCAUUUUUAUAGUCCACAUAGGAUCUGCGCAGGGGAGAAUGCUUUCAUAUGUACUGAAUGUGGCAAAGAUUUCUCUCGGAAGUGGCACCUUCAGCGCCACCAGAAAAUUCACACGGGAGAAAAACCUUUUACAUGUAAUGAAUGUGGGAAACAAUACACACGGAAGAGCCAUCUCAACCGCCAUGAAAAAAUUCACACCGGGGAGAAGCCUUUCUCUUGUACUGUAUGUGAGGAAACGUUCUCUCAGAAGAGCAACCUGCGCAGUCACUAUAGAGUUCACACUGGGGCAAAAUGUGCUAAAAGGUUCCCUGAGAAGAGUAUUCUGGGCAGCGAGCUGGCAAUCCACAUCGUGAAAAAACCUUUCUUGUGCACAGAGUGCGGGAAAUAUUUCACGCGGAAAUGGCACCUUCAGCGGCACCAGAAAAUCCACACUGGGGAGAAACCUUUCACUUGUACAGAAUGUGGGAAAGGCUUCUCUCGUAAGACCCACCUGCACUGCCACUAUAAGAUGCACACAGAAACAAUGUGGGAACAAGUCUUCUGAGCUGCUGAAACACAGGGAAGGAAAAAACUUGUCUCAUGCACUUCAUAAUCACUGUUUAUGUCCAGUUUUACACUCAUCAGAACUAUUACACUGCAGAGAAACUCAUCAUUGGUACAGAACCCUGGAGAAACUGUUUAAUAUGGAGAUCUGACCACAUUUUUUACUUUAUGUCAUGAGCUCCUGGGUAACAGCAAUCCCUAAUUUCAUGAGUCCCAACCAAUAGCACCUUAUAACUGAAUGGGAGAGGUAAAAGGCAAGUUCUUCUUCUGGUAUGAGAUUGAGCUCAAUGAUCAUAGUGCCAAGGACUUACUAGAGCCAUUGCAGUGGCUGUUGAGGAGGUUGUUCAUUACUACUAACUGGCAAAGCCCAACAUUGUCAACAGCUGUUGGUUUUGUUGAGCUUGUGUCUGGCAUUGCUUAGGAAGGCAGCCUUGUCUCCUUACUUCAUUUACUCAUUCUUGCGGUUCCUCCCAGCUUGAACUGCAUCUAUCCUACCUUUGUUGAAACUCUACUGCAUCAUGAUCUCAGCUAAUAGCUUUUUUGACCAUUUUUUGUCAGCUCAUUUCCGUUUGGAUUUGUAAGGUUCCACCAAAUGGGUGAUGUCACAACGGCCGUGCUAGGCACAAGCAUAUGGUUUUGAUUGCCACUUGUAGGUCUUCAUUUCUAAGUUCAUGAGGGUGCUCUACUUUUGCAGAUUAUCCUUUUUUUUUUUUACUUUUUGCCUGUUCCAGACCAUCUUGAUUGCUGCCAGCCCAGAUUAUUGUCUGAGUCUUGACUAUAUCCCCUUGGAUACCUGCCAUUGGUCUGCUGUUAGUUCCUGCCUGUCCUCCAGAGUCAGCUUAUUCCUAAGUCCAGGCCUCCAAGUCUAAGGCCACAUGGCACUCACAAGAUGAUGUGAUCUGUUCCUUCUUUGCUCUCUCAAGAGGGAUGUAACGUAACAAUUCAUGGGUAGCUCCCACCAAGUGAGUUUAUCAUUAUUACAGAGAGAGCAGGUUAGGUGCAAUAACAAGACCAGCUCAAGUCAUAGCAGUUACUGUAGACUUAUCACCUGAGUCAACCUGUUGCUAUUCUAUUACACCCAACAUUUUUAUCCAGAUGUGAUUUUGUGUUUUGAAUUGGUAAUAGAAUGUAAAUGUCUAUAGUUCCCAUUACACAAGUGCACAAUAUAAAAGCAGAAGCUCAUGGAUGGGAUGUCCAUUUAGGAGCUACAAAAUGUCAGUAGGUGCCCAUUGAUGUCACCUGGCAAAGAGUCUGCUGUUUUUAUUCUCUGAGCUACAAAAGAACCAAGACUUUUAACAAAUCUACCAGAUAAAGUAGGAACAGGCAUCUACUCUUUUUUUUUUCUGGUUUUUAACUUAAAUUCUUCCAGGCGUUCCACAUGCAGUAUUUGAAUUUCCAAGACAAUUGCAAUUGCCAAGUCAAUUAAAAAUGCUGUAUGCCAGCUGGCAUAAAUGUUUAGAAAACACAAGCAUACAACUUGCGCUUCAUUAUAACUGUCACAUCAUUUGCAUCAAUUCCAUUAUAGGAAUCAUGUAGGGCAUGACUGUUGGAUUACUCCCUUUCCAACUGCGCAAAAUUAACAGAAAAUGUACGAGUUCAGUCCAAAGGGGAACAUUUUCCUACUCUCUCUGUCUUCUUGGGUGAAUGAGAAAACACAAUUUCUUCCCACUGGGAUAAGAGGUUUUCUGUUAAAGUGAACGUUUACGUGGUCAAAUAGUUUAUAGAACGUAGUGUGUACAGUGCAGAAAGGGGAAAUAGGCUUAUACUUACUGUCAUUUUUUUUUCUUUCCUUGUACCUGUUUCUACCAACAUGCACUAGGGUAGCCCCAUCCAUUGAAAGACACCUCCUGCCAUGUAAUAUCAUACAGUGGAACUCAGUGUCAUAUAAAAAGCUUGCACCAGAUUUAUAUGCCAAGGAGGGAAUAUUCUGACAUGGAAGGUACCAGGGAAAGAAGAUCAUAGUACAUAUGAGACUUUGUUUCUUGGCCCUCUCAGCACAUGCAAGGAUAUUGCAAGCUCCUAAAGAUAGGGUGGGACAAAAACACACC